AUGACAAAUACGGUUACAACUGACUCUGAUGCUUGGUCUUCUGUCACUGAACAAAGUAUUUUUCUUGACGAUGGCCUUAAAUUUCUUGUGGAGGUUCUCCAACCGCCUGCAAUCUCCACAGAGCACUCCACAUUCGUGGAGCGCAUUUCGGAGCACAAGUUUGAAACUUCUUCAAACGCGGAACUUCGCAAACGCCUUCUGAAAACAUGUGCUCUACAACACAGCUCAUACUACAAGCUUUUUGAUUAUCGUCAGCGUGCUUUGCUUGGCCUCUGGCAGUCACAGAAAUCCAAGAUAAUACCAUUAUCGUCGAAAAAUUCUUGCCCUCCUGCUGUUGAUUCCAAAGAGGGAAAACCGAAAGUUCCUUUUCAGGAUGAUUCUUUUUCGUCCCAUGUUAGCCUUCUUCUUCUAGUUCCUAUUUUAGAAUCUCAAAGCCGAACAGAUCCUUCUUUAGCUGGACAGUGUUCAGAAUUGUUACUUCAGUGUCUUCAAAAUUGCGCUCCAAACUCUCUCGCAGCUGAGCCUACAAGCUGCAUCAAAGGUUUGGCUAAUUUGUUGUGCAAUUGGCUCCAGCAAGCCAACGAUGAAGAAAAUAUCAGUAGACAGGAGGAACUGGCUCGGUGUGGAGUAAAGCGAGAGAGUCUAGUGGCGGCUCUUGUCUCUUUAGCUUGCGCGAGGUAACACGUACAUGUAAUAUGAAGUGGCAAUUGUCCGUUGAGAUAUUCUUAAUUAAUGUUGUUUAUUAUUAUCGGUGUAAGUUUUUAUCAUUGAUAACCUUUUGACCCACCCACAUAUAGGAGAUUGAGGCCUCUUUGAGGGCUUCACAUUACACAUGUAAGUUCUGACAAUCACAACUACAGCAAUACUCUUCAAGACUUUUUUGGCCUUUAUUGUCACCAGUAAUUUUUAUUCUUGUACAUUUUCAGUUACACACAUUAAGAAGGAACAUAUAGGAAAGCGAGAAAGGUGUAAAAAAAAAGUAAUAUCUUUCUUUUUCUUUGUCAGAACUUAUAAAUACUUUCUCCAAGAAAGCUGUCAAUUUAAUUCUUGUGAGAAGUUACUCAAAAAUAAACAAAGCAUGGGAGUCUAACCCUGCAAACAUAAAAAUAUAAAUAUCUAUGAAAUAUUGGAUAUUGCGAUGGUGGUGGAUCAAGGAAAGGGAUUCUGUAAUGAGAUAAGCCCUAACCAAAAUUGUCUUGGGACCAUUUUUAUUGUGAUUAUUAUUUUAGUGUAAUUUUUAUCAGUAUUAGUGUGAAUGCAAGGCUUAUGUAGAGGGGGACUGGGGCUGGCAUGCAUAGUGAGUAGAUAUGUUUUUGAGAGCUCUGCUCUAGUUAUCUUGAAAAUAAUUUUCCAAAUUUAUGCAACCAAGGGUUAACAGGAGUCUAUGAUGUUCCACAUAUAUUGCAUACAAUAAUUAACAAAACCAUGUUAGGCAUUGAAUUGAUAUAGCACUAAUUAUUUCCAGGUUGUCUGUUCAUCUAUUUAUUCAAGUACUUGACAUCCUUCUGCAGCAGAGGACUCCCCUGACCAAGCUGCCUGUUGGUGCUGUACUGAAGAGAAUGGUUGAAUAUGAAAGAAAAGGUUUCUUCAGUGAAUCUAGUGUGAUACAAACUUCCAGGUUUAUCUCUAGCUGGAAAUUUGACACAAAUUUAACUGAAUUUGAUGAUUCAAUAAACAACAGUGACCAGAUUAAUACUCUUGCUUGUGAUGGAAAGUUCUUGUACCAUGUUAGUGGAGAAAGUAAAGGGCUUGUCAAGAUUGGCACUGGAAAGUGGGGAACUGUUAGGUGAGUGUGAUACACAAGUUUAUUCUGCACCACCAUCUUUAGUUCUUUUAAUAAAGAUAUUAUUAUUGUGAAUAUAUGUGUACAACUGUACUCAGCAGUGCUAUAAGGUUUGGCUCUUAAUCAUUCUCUUGCCUAUAGGGUAAAGUCAGUUUAUGAGCCUGGUGAUACAACUGGUCAGAUCUAAUUUUGGUUUCUGUGACAUGAUGUAGCUUCACUCCCAUCCAUAAUUAGUUUGGAUACUUCUCCAGAACAAUGUCUAUGAUGCUUUUUAGUCCCUUUCCCCCUUCUCAUGUUGUUAGUUUCCAAUCUGUCCAUACCAUUUGGCAGACCAACACUGAGAGGACCUUAGUAGGGAUUAAGUGUUCCAUCAAACAUUUCUGGGAGUGUGGGAGUAUUGCUACUUCCCCAGCUAUUGUCACGCUUAUAUAACAGUUUUUUGUGGCCUGUUUGUACUCCUGGGUGGAAUGAGGUUCUAUGAAAGUUCAGUGUCUUUCUCUUUGAACUCCACAGAAUACCUGGUCAGGGCUUAAAUGUAGAGCUUGUGAACCUGAGAGCAUGAUAUGCCAACCACCAGGCCUUUGCAUCUUUUAUAAUUUCUGAGUAGGUUUACCCAAAGUAGCUUUGCACAGGACUACUCUACUCUACAAUUGAUAUCCAUAAAUUAUUAAAAUUAAAGACAGCCUUAGUAAACCAUCAUGGGAACCUGAAAGUCACCAAGAGCAGCUUGUAGGAACUUUUUUACUGAAAUGGGACAUAUAUUAACUCAGUCUCUGAUUUGAUCUUAAGGGUUGAAAUGUUUAUUUUUUUGGUGCCUACAGGAGUGCUGUUUAUGCCAGAAAUGCUGAUCUAAAGAAUGGGUGGCUAACCAUUGUACAGGAUAGGUUGUUAUUUCGACCAAAGCAGUUUGAUACCCAACCUGCAAACUUAUGUUAUGUAUUGGAUGUAGUGUCCUUGAAGGUAAUUUUAUCCAUAAAAUACUAACAAACCUAGGUUUCAGUGUAUCCUGUUAUCAGUUUUGACAAAUUUCAUCCUGGGUAAAAGCUUGAAGUAAGUUCUUCCUUACAUUGUAUUAGGUAUGGGUGAUGUAUUGACAGAGAGACCUUUUUUGAAGAUUACAUGAUUACGUUAUAAGGAAGAACAAGCAAAUGAGCUCUAAAACAAUGUUAAAGUUACUAUAAAUUUCUUAAUUUAGGGAUCCUGAUCAGGCUGUUCAUAUUAUUUGAAAACAAAGUAAAUUUAGCCAGGACCAAAUCUUCAGGGAAACAGCUUAUUAUUAACCCUUAAACUCCCAAGAUCUGAUUAUAAAUUUUCCCCUCUAGCUGCCAGACAUUUCCUUGUAAAUUCCUUACAAGAAUUUGGUGUUGGUAGAUAAAGAUAACAUUUUCCACCUGAUAAUCUUGAGUACUCUCAUUAUCUGUUUAUUGGAUAGUAUAAGGAUAUUGUAAGGAGAUGUUGCAUGUUAAUCACCACUGGGAGUUUAAUGGUAUUAUAACUGCACUUUAUUUAUUAGAAGAGGAAAUCUCAAAGAAAAAAAAAACAUAAAUGGAAAGUAUAAGUGAAAAACCAAAUAUUUCAAGACAGUGUGAACAAAGAAAAACUACCAAAGAAACGACCAUAGCCUGAAAUCUGAAAAAAGCCAUUCUCCCCUCUUAAGUUUGGUUUUCUUUUUAUUAGGUCUUACAGGCAAUAAAGUUUAGGGAUGCAGUUGAACCUGGAGCUGAUGAAAUGCAAACUCUGCAAUGCAGAACAGUGCAAUUACUGAGUGAUCAGGUUCAUUUAUUUUGGCUGUGGUGUUCAACGCCAACAGAAUCAGCCAGUCAAGAGAAUAGAAAAGUGGAUUUGUGGUUACAAGAAUUCAAACUAGAAGCAUGUGAUGAUAAAUUAAAAGCCUCUCCUUGUGGUGAACCAGUUGUUGUGUCAAAGAAGGAGGAACCUCCUUCCUGUUUGUCACCACCAUUGCCCAUCAGACAUUCACCAACAACACCUACUGGACAAAAAGAUGCAGAAGGUGAUUCAUUACCUUAUUUUGGGUGGGGUUUUAAUUUACCAAUAUUAAUGAUAAGUUUUGAACUAAGGCUUAUUCAACUUAAAUGUAAAUGAAGCCACUUUUACUUGUAAUGUGUUUUCACCUCCUCAUCUUGGACCUUGUAAUUAUAAUACAUGGUGCAGAUGGUACAAACUGCAAAUUUUAUUUUAAAAAAUAUUUUCAGUCUUUUCAGUAUUUCAUCUUGCUAUCUCACUCUCUUUUCCAAGGCCCCAAAACAUUUUUGAGCUCACCAAUCACUGCCACUUCAUCAUGCAUAUAAUUCUCCAUAUAUUACUUUGAUAAACAUGCACUGUACCAGGCUUAAAAAAAGAUAAGUCAAAUUGUCAUCAUUUUUGAAGUCCAAUAAAGUGUGUGACAUCUUUACUUUUACUUUGUUGUUUGGUUAUGGAUGAACUUUAGAUAUUGUCAGUUGUGGUGUAUCAAUGGGCACUCUGAAGCAGUCAGCCAUGUUUAUCAGUGGUGAAACAUUGGUUAUAGUGGUUCCACACCUUACCAGUCCUUCUGGUCCUAUGCUGCUGACACUUAGGGGACAGAAAAGUAAGGCACAUAAAUUUGUCAACUUACAUGUAGGCAUUGACCUCUUUUUUUUAAGAAAAUAGAUCUCUUUAUGAGAUAUUUGUGUGUUCUGACAAGGUACUUCUCAAUUCUUUUCAGCUAGAGUGAUGUGAGUCACCUUUGUGCAAUUUUCAAAAAAUAACAAUUAUAAUAAUAAUUGCAACAAUAAGCAAGAAUUAUUCACCAAAGUGGAGGUGAAUAGUGGGGGAUGUUUACCAAGCCAUGAAGUCGUAAAUAUCCACCACUUUCAGCAACACUGUGGUGAAUAAUUGUUUUAAUAUAUACUUAGCACAGAUACCAAAACAUUAGUUUAUUUCUUUCAAUAUACUGAAAAAAUGAUUGGAAAUUAAACUCUAGAUGCACAACUUUGUCAACUGCUUAGAGGAGCAUAAAGCUUGCUAUUUACCUCCAAACUAGCCAUGUGGGAAAAUUACUAGUCACUUAAUGUGUGGUGUAUGCUAAUAACAAUUAUAAUAUGAAAAUAUAACCAAUAGGCUCUCUGUUUAAUGACAUGUGUCUUAUUUUUUGGAGAGAGUUGAGUGACAAACUUUAAUGAUAAUUUUUGUCUUUGGAGCCUUUUUUUUGCAUCUGAAUUUUUCUGGGUGUCUUUUUCUUUCCCAGGUCCAACAAAUUAUUGCUUUUCAACUGUGGACGGUUCUUGUGUUAAGCAUGAGAGUGUUGUUAACUCAGCUUCACCAAAAUGGCAAGAUUUAGUAGCUCCAGGACUAAGUAAGGACAGCACAUAUAGUAAAACUUGUGAGCAGACUUUAUAUUAAGUAUUAAGCAGGAAUCAGCUAAAGUCCUGAUUUUGUUUGUAAACCCAUCCUGACCUGAUUAUAAAAUGAACCUGUAUUUAGUGGAAAGCUCUAUUAAGAAGACAUGGAUACUCAGAUCAAAUCAUCUUGUGAACCUGUGAAGUCAUCCAAGCUAUUGGCAAACCAACUUAAGUUGUCAGUGAACUAAACUAGGUUGUUAACAAACCAACAUUGUUGUUAGGAAGCUUGCAUAAGUCGUUGGCAAACCAACUUAAGUUGUUGGCAAAAUCAUUUAAGUUGUUAGCAAACUAACUAAAGACUUACCAAGAAAAAACUUGAAACAUGCUACUUUUAAUGUAGACUUAUUUUGAAAAAAAUCAAUUUACAGGUGUCUGUCAUGAUGUAGUUAACAGUAGGCUGUGGAGUUAUUGCUGCAGUCAUAUUGGUGAAUGGGUGUCUGGAGGACUUCCAUCCUGUAAUCAAAUCUCUCAGCUUCUUGGAACUUCAGGCUCUCAAAACUCAGGUUAGAAAAUUACCCUUAAUGGUUUUUGGAAAUUCGUUUCUCACAAGAGAUGUUUAAAAGACAGAGACAACAGGAAUAAGUUCAAUAAAGCAAGGGGAAGAUUAUCACUCACUGUUAGGAUUUUAGUUUUUGAUAAAUUAGUUUUUAUUUUUUAUUUCAUAGCUGUAACCACACAAGGUUCAGUUGACCCGGUGGAGGCUUCUUCGCUCCUGGCACAUCACAUAACAUAUCUAUGCAGACGAAAAGAUGCUAAGACUAAGGUGGCUUCAACGAAAAAUGAAGAGAUUCAUUUUGGUGAUACUUCAGACUUUUGCAACAUAAGGCAUAUCAACAAUGUUUUAAAUGCUGCCAUUACCAAUGGCCAACAGGAUGUUACAAUAGCCAUGCUAGUUGCUCUGCAAACUCUUAUGAUACAAGUCAGUGAAAGGGCAAACAAGCUUGAUGACAACUCUGUUAAAGGAACAAAACAUCUUGUUUGGAAACUGGUUCAGUCUCCUGCUGAUUCUGUUGGAGCUGAAAUCAAGCUUGAAGCUUUUAAGGUGUUGACAGUUGGUCUGGAAGUGUUUUAUUCCACUCCAUCAGAGAGGAGGGCUCUACUAAUGCUACUAUUGUCUGAAGGAGAGUCUUCUUCAGACAUGGCAAUGCUGUUGAAUUUUUUACUCUCAAAUUUAACUGAGAACUUAAUGAGUCAUAAACCUGGGGCAUCAUCCAACGAAAGGUAGAGUGGUAGUAUUUGAUAGCCAUAAAUGACAAAUAGUUUUAAGGAUCAAACAUUAGAAGUGAAUAAUUAUCAAAGAUUGUAGGAAUAGACAAUGACCUCACAAUUUUACACAACCAUGUGUGUCUGUCUAAGGAUACCUAAUUUAGAGAAGAGGAAGUGGUAAGGGUCUUCUCACCUUCUGCCCUUCCCCCUCCCCCCACAUUCUUAAUUUUGGCUUUGCUGAGAUGAAAUUUUGUUCUGGUUGUAUGGAUGAAGGUGUAGUAUAGGACUGACUUUUAAUGAUAUUAAAAACAAAAGGGUUUCUUGAAGACGAGUCUGGAAGAAUCAUGUUCAGAGGUAGAUGAAAUGUUUUUCAUAGCAGGUAAUAGUUAUCUUGAUUGGAUUAUAUUUUAAGAGAGAACUAUAUGAAAUUCCUGCAUUGCACUCCAUAACCUGUUUCUGCAUUUGUUGUAAACCUGUCAGAGAUAUUUUGUUGGGUGUAUAACAAGUUGCGUUGUUUCCUUAGGUUAGCAGAAGAUGUGGUCUUUGCUGCUCUGAAAGGAUCUGUCAAAGAGUCAUGUCACUUGAUCACGCAGUGUUGUAGUCUAGAGGAUGAACCAUUCUGUGCUCUGGUUGCCAAACACCCAGUUAGUCACUUUAUUUUAUAUUACAUAUAAUAUUCAGAGGAUAUCUCUAUAAUUCCCAUUCUUUUAAUGAAAAAUCUUUUGGCUAGAAAGCUAAUUUUGUCAAGUAUAAGAUUCCUUUUUCAGAGAAGUGGAUAAUGCCAAAAUUAUGAUCUGACUAUUGUACAGAUGUAAGUUGUCAAUAGAAGUGUUUUUAACAUUUCUGGAGAGUCUGCCUAUGAGUCAACAGUAAGAAAACCAAGUCCAAACUUCUAAAGAAAUACAUGACAGCAGUAACAAGUUUAAUUGAAUGAGUUAUGUGGUAAAAUGAAUUCUGUAAAAAAAAAAUUAAAAUUGAAUCAAUAGGUUGCAUUAUAUGCUCCAGCUAGUAAAACUAUAAUUAGGUGCUCAUGUAAGCUGGGCAAAGGCAGAGAAUAAAGAUAAACUUGCAUUAUGGCUAUGAAACUGUUUCAACUGACCUGUUUUGUUUUAUACACAGGACCUUUCUCCUGUUCUGCACUAUGUAACAACUGUCUUUACAAGAAGCUGGAGAGAUUUUGUACUCCCUGAGGAGCAGGAAUCAGAUGUCAAGGUUAACCAUGUUUGUUUCAUGUUUCUUUUUCUAUCAGCUAACAUAAUUGUUAGUGGAGACAUACAUUCAUGAUGAGGAUAUCUUUGAUAGCCAGAUGAAAUUUUACAAGGAAUAUAGUAUUAUUGCAUGGAUGGUCAAAGAGUUAUGAUAGUUUACUGCCAUAAUUGAUUGUGUGUUUCAUUUAUUCAUUAGGGUUUUGAUGACGCAGUAAAACCAGUUGAUUGUCAGAAGCUCUCAUUAAUAGUCCUAGAAGCUUGUCAACAGGUCAGAAUGACCACCAAUACUUUUUAAUUGAGAUGCAAAUUAUAAGUGAGACUUGGUGGAAGUUAGUGGGCACUGAGAGAUAUGAUGAACUGGGUCCAGGCUCAACCCCUGCCAGACUCUCGAUCAUUUCCAAGCCUCUCUCCACCCAGCAGUAUCAAAAGUAUUGUCAGGGAAACAACUGAUGAAAUGAGGGGGAGGGAAUCUGUUAUGGACCAGCAUCUCAUCCAGGGAGAGUACUUGUAGCAAUACCCCUUUCUUACUUCAUUCAAAUUAAACCAAGAUAGGCUGCAACAGUAUUUUGGGCCAGCAGGGUUGUAAGACAUUGAUGUAGAGGAGUUCAGUUUCCCCAUAGAUAGAUGUUCUAUUUGAAAUGAUGGCUUAAACUUCCCCCUAUUCCAAACUGAAUUUUUCUCCCUUUAUGUCCCAUCAUUUUUAAGUUGUUAGUGUAAAGUUCUCUGCAGUUAGAUUUAAAUGAUUUCAUUCAUAUCUUUUAAUAUGGUCUUUGUUUUCUUUAGAUUCUUGAUGUUGUUUUAGAAGUUCUUUCCAAGUUGUCAGAGGAGUGCAAAGGAGGAGUAAAAUCCAGAGUUGAGGGACUUGAGCAUGUAAUGAAGGCCACCCUUGUGGGACAGACCCUUCCUAUGCUGGCAUCAGUUUUGUCCUCUGAUAGGUGUCUCACUCUGUCCAUGGCUAAGAGCUUUCUCCAAAGUGUGACCAACGUAACGGUGACUGCAGCAAGGGUGAGAAAAUGAAUGGAUGUUAUCCGUUUGGUUUUGGCAGUGGUUUUAUCAAUUUUAUCCAUUUAGUGACAAGAAUGGUGAUCUGUUAAUCAGCAAAAAAGAAAGUUUUAAGAUCUUUUAUGACUUAUUUUUCUGGGUCUAUACUGAACAUACACGCCCUUGAUUUGUUCAAUCCAAUUUUUUAUUUCGUUCUAUGAUUAUUUUUAUAAAAGUUUUUUUUCCCUCUGUUUUCAAUUCAAAAGCUAUGGACAGUUUAAUUGUGUUAUGUUUCCCGUAAGGUGCAUGGGUCGUUGGGUCGCUAGUAUGACGGCUUAUUUCUUUUAAACGAUUUCUCUCAUGGUUUGUCAGGGAAUUCAGUUACGUUUGAAAGCAAAUUUCACAAGCCACAUCAUUUUUCGCAGGUUGCUCACUUCAUAUCAGAGUUGAAAUCAUCGUCACAGGAUGAUGCUAAAGAUGAAUGUCGGGCCCCCUCCCCGGAAUCCAGUACUUUCUUUUCACCAUGGUUAAGACCCCGUAAAGUAGAGAGUCCACACCCAGUUAGAGAUGCCUACCAGUGCUGUGAAACCGUGGUGUUACCAGGCGCAUCAUGUUUGUAUCUUAACUUUGAUCUAAGAUGUGCCACUCAGUAUGAUUACGAUAAGGUAGGCCGAGUCACAGAGGUCUGUUCUCGUGCAAAAUCCAGUUAAAAUCCUUGCUAUGACCCCUUCGCUUCACAUAAGCAAAUUUUAGAGAUUUUUUUUUUAGAGUGGAAUAUGUCGGUAUGUUGUUCUUCACAAAUGUUUGCUUUCUGAUCGUGUUUGGUCGAGAAACAGUCGACGAUGAUGUUUAUCUAAGCUUAGAGUUGUACAGAGUUUGAUUGGGUUUUAUUCCUGGACGCUUGCGCGCUUAAUGACGCAAUACUUUAACUUUCAAUUCAAGAAUGUUGAGAGCGUCUUUUUUAGUAAAAAGAUGAAAAAAUGUUUUUAACCGUCCUUCUACUAGGUACUUGUAUACGCUGGCAAUAACACAAAUGGUCGCAAAGUUGCAGAGUUUGGUGGCAACUCGCAUGGCGCAGGCAGCAGAGGUGUUGUGCAGAUGGGAUGGCCAAAGGAACCUCUCAAGUUGGAGGGUGAUGCAGUCACUAUCUCAUUCCAAGUGAAGAGUUCACGGGAGCGUAACACCCCAGAUGUUGCUGUGUGGGGGUUCAGUUGCAUUGUAAGCACAAAGGUAGGUCAGUUUUUCUCACAUUCAGUUACAUAGAAAUGCGAAGGUCCCGUAGGAACUUAGAGACCCAGGAACUAACGCAAAAGAUCCGGAAGCUACUAUUAAAAAUCUGCCAUCCCCAUAACCAUUCCAAUCUCUCUGGUCCUUUCAACUUGAAACUUGAAGUUACAGUUGCGAAGAUGCAGUUGAUUUUAGUUUUUCAUCCUAUCGGUUUAGAGGGUGGUGCGAGUUUUCCCAGAACAAUGGAAUAUCUCUUCCACAUCAAUGCCCUUUUCUUUUCAGGAGUAUAAGGAAGAACCUUCCACGCUGUUGUUCUUUGACGACCUGUACCUAAGCCUCUCAUUACUCACUCACAGUCUGCUGAAGGUUAGGUACCAGGGCCCAGCAAAUACGGAGGCCGAAGAUGCUUGCCAACAUUUACUCGAUUCUAAAUUGUUACAAAGGUGAGAGGACUCCUCCAGAUAUACUAUACUCCCUGUUGAUGUCGUGUAACCUAGUUGUGAGAAUGAUUUGAGAAUCGUUUCGAGAAAACCGAUAAGUGAUGUAGGUCUGUUUGAAAGUGAUUCGAUGUAUUACUUGACAUGCAAAUACGGCAUACUUCUUUGUUUUGUGUUGCUUGGAGCGGCCCAAUCUGCGAAAUCGUGUUUGAUUUGACACCAACUUUGUUACACCCCACUAACUAUGGCACCCGGCCCCCUGUUCCCCAAAAAUGUGGAGUUACACCUGGAGCUUGAUAGCCGCGGUUAAACAGGAGUUAGGAGAUUUGACACCAACCUUGUAGCCCUGGGUAACCGUGAUACCCCUUGUAAACUUGAAGGUAUACCCGGACUUUGAGAAUUAGGAGGUACCCUAGAGUUAUAUCAGGAGCUCAAAGGGAAGCUUAACAUUAACCUUGUUAGCCCUAUACGGCUUAGAUGUAAUAGGACCUCUUGAUAUACUUGAAUGCUUUUUCCUGCCUUUCCUGCAGGUGUGUGUGGCCAACCUCAGCUGACGCAUCGACAGCAUCAGGAACGUGUGGUACAGCCAUUACAGUUGAAUCAGAGAAGAGUUCUCCUUCUAGUCUUGAAAGUGUUUCAUCGAAGCCGAGCGUCAAAUUGUCUCCAGACCUUUUGAAACGUCUGAGAGUUGCCUCAGGUAAAAGUUAUAAGGAAUAACAGAUUUUAGAACGAAACAAUUUCGCUUUAUUUCAAGACAUUUUUCCUUGUCUUAUUGCGAUAUUUGUUUGUUUCUCAAUUUCGUCGGGAAAUUGAUUUAUUCAAGCAACUUUUCAAAUAUGUGAUGUAGGCUUUAAGUCCAGGAGGUUUUAAUGUCUUGCCUUAAGCACGCAUCCGAUAUUCUCCAAAGCCAAAAGAAAAGGGCCGGAAAUGAGUUAAAAAGAGAACUCGGAACGUUGCAGAGCUAAGAUCAAGUGUCACUUAAAGCAAAUAAUUGUUUUUCUUAUCCUCUAUUAAGGUAUUCUAGCCCCCACUCUCCGCCCCAGCCUACAGCAAGCCAUACUACCAGAAGCCAUCGAGGAAGUAGUGGUUCGGUGUGCGAUUAACCAUUUAGGACUCAGUAAGACUGUUCAUGGUCUGGAGCUUCUUCAGGCGACGGAGACAGAUGGUGAGGAGUACAGUUACCUAUGUGACGUGAUGCGGGAGGUGUACAAUCGGCUGAACGGUCUGAUCAGACAGCUGCAGACUAUGGCGGAGAUGGAGCAGAAGUGGGCUCACGAGAUGGAAGAUGUACGUAGUGGAAUCCUGCAGCCGAGUGCUGCCUUCUUCGAUGAAUUCCACCUGCAAGAGGUAUCAUGCUCGGUGUAUCUCACUUUUGAUUUGUCAAAGCGAAGGUGCCUCUUUUAGUCAAAGUUAUUUAAAAUUCUCAGAGAAGCGUGAUGGCCUACUUUCAAUCGAUAAAGUAGUUGAUGUACUGUUUUUAAGUGAGGCGUAUUUCUCAUUUUGUUUCACAGGCCAAGAGUAAGGAGCUUGAGUUACUGUGUUCACUGAAAAAAGUUGAGUUUGAUCCCAUAGAGCAGGAAAAAUCGGUGGGCAAACUGAUGUGAGUAGAAGAAUAUGAUCAAGAUAGAAAUUUUGAUAUUCCUGUUUUGGAUUUCAAAGAUAAAGAGAAAAUCAAAGAGGAUCGAUAGGAUUUCUAACAGGUUCCUACACUGAGAAGUGAAGGAACCUCCUCCUCUGUCCUACAAGAAACGGAUAAGCACCAGAGCAUGCUUCUCGCACCUGACAGUUGUCUUAGUUGGCUGUCAGGCCUACGAAGUGUGCCAAAGUAACCCAGGAUCUAAGUGAAGUUUUAUAGCGUUGUGCCUUGAUAAGACUUUCAUUUAGACCUGGAACAAUUCAUAACGUCGAUCGAAUACUAAUUCUAACCCCCAACGUCAUCAACGUAGUCUUUUGACCCUUUAACCCUUAAGAGUAACUGGUUUUUAACUUAUCCUUACAGUAUCACCCAUUGAUUAAAUACAACUGUCAUGAAAAUAACUGAAAUGAUCACCACUUUAGGAAGCUACUGAUUUUCAAACAAAUUCACCUUGUCUGAACUAGAGGAAAUGUAAAGAGAACAAUUUGGAUAAUACGAAUGCCUGUGUAAGGGUGUAUAGGCUUAUUCUUGUUUGGGGAAAUGCGACCUAAUGAUGUUCCCCUGUCGGGUCACCGUGUUGGCAGGAACCCUGGGUGCUUAACUUUUCACUGUUGUUUUGUAUUUCUCUCUUCUCAGAGAGCGGCUGGAUACAGAAGCAAGAGCAGAACCCCAACAGGCUAAAAACGGUCUGAAUGUGAUGCCAGUCACCAAGAAGUUUCUGUUUUCUAUUAUGGAGUGUGCAGAGCUUCUUUGUAAUGUGACUAUUGAAGCGAACCGGAAGAAACCUGUUCCAGAGAGAACUAUAUCGCACUGUAGCUUUGCACCGGAUCACGGUCAACAAUCAAAACAAGGUACGUUUGUCAACCGUUUUAAUCGUCUCUGUUCUUAACUCUCAUCGGUAUUUAUGUUUUGUUAUUAGUUACCUCCAAGGACGAGAACCUUGCUCCUUCUUCGCCGCUUCUCAGUCGCUCAUUUUCAGCACCAUCCACCCUGGAUCAAUCUACGUCACUUCAGGAAGGCAUACAUGACAUACGUAGAUUGCAGCGCUGGAGAACGAACGUUCAAAAGAAGCACAGUCGGGUUUCAUCUGAAAAUCAGACGGAUUCUGAUGCAAGAACUUUUGUUUCGACUGUGGCCGAGAUUUUCACUUUUAUUGGCAGCAAUCCAGACAAAGCUGUAAGUAGGGGAAUUUCUUGUGAAGGCCGAGUUUACUGCAUUCGUUGAUAAACUGUUGUAAAAGGCAAAGGGUAUUUCUUUUGAGUAUCGAAAACCAAAACCAUAUCAAUCGCAUCGGUCUAUCAGAGCGAAGAACAAUGUUUCAAGGGGGCACAGAGAACUUAAAAGUAAAACAAGCAAACUUCUUGAUGUGGGGGGAAGCUCUUCGAGUCAAACUGAUCACAGUGUACAGUAAAGUGAGCUCAAUGCAGUCCGAAUUACUUUCGAUUGUAAACUGGAAAUUGCGUGAACAACACGUUGAUUCCUUCGCGAGCGUUUAUGAUCGGGUAAUGAUGGACGUUGAGAGUUUCCAUACCCCGAAAAAAGGUAAUAGUUUAUUGAUCCCUACCGACAGAGUAAGCCAAGUCUAUCAAUAAGCUCUGCUGAUUUCAAUUUUUUUGUGGUAUUUGCGAAACUUAUUUCCUUACUCUUCGUCAGGUGACUUGUUCCAGUUUCCUCGCUGCAGCUCGAGUCCGGAAUGAGCGAGGGUUGGACCGAGUGCACGCUCUCCAGUGUAUGAUAGAGCUGGUUACAGUUUGCUCCCGACUCGGUUUGCAUUUGCCUUAUGUGAUUACUGCUGUGGCUUCCAUUCUUGCUCAAGGUCCAAGGUGAGCAUUGAUAUAUUUCCCUGAUAAAGCGCGCUGUAGAAAGUAUUCACUAACUCAGUGGGUGCUUAGUGAGUCUUGAAACAUGGUUCGUGACAUGGCUAAGUGGCCUUCAAUCGAAAACCAUGCCAUGAGUUUUUUAGGUGUAACAACCUAACUUUGUGCAAAUCAGAUGUAGACUUUAUUUUGCGCAGAAUGUACAAAUCAAGAACGAAGAUAUUGCAUCGCCAAAUUUAAAAGUCGUAAUGGGCAGAAAGAUAGAUUUUGUAAAGUUAUUUUGUGCGAUUAUGUCAUGGUACCGGAAAGAAAGGUUGUUCAGUCGUCUUUUAUGUGAUACACAGCAGUAAUUUUGUACGGUCCUUGCCAUCAGUUUGUGCCGUACUUUAUUAUCAUUUCAGGGGGUCAUCUUUUCUGCGUAGCUUCGCAUGUGUUAAAAGAAAACAAGAUCUGCCCAUUCUAACACUGCAAACCCCCUUGCUGCACUCAAAGUUGUUAAAAUUUCUCUAGAUAAACCAUGCCUUAGAAGUGCGCAUCCUCAAGCAUCCGUGUGUCAAUUUUUGUUUCAGGCCUGAGGAGCUUAAAUGCGGAGGCAUGGUGCGAGAGGUUCGCGACAUGUUCUCUGCUGCAGUCCAAGCCGUGGUCCAGAGGGCGUCCUCUGAGCCAGAAGUGUAUCGUGACAGCGUAUUAGUGCUCUCUGUCUGUCCGUUCUCAUGGCACGAAGAGCGCUGUGUAAUGAGGAGUGGUUUAGUGUAUCUGUUGGAUAAACUGUGUUCUUUGAGAAGCAAAAAGACUGACACAGCAUUGAAUUUAUCAGCUAUGGCUUGGGCUGGCUUUCAGGUGCUUUUGGAUCGGAUAGUUCAGUGGGAGAAUGGUAAAGGUAAGAAGUUAAUCUUCGCUUAUGUUGCAAAUUGGCCUAUGAUGGUUUUAGUUUCCUUGACAUCCAUCUUUUGGACUCGUCAUUCAUCAUGCGUAACCUCCCUCUCCCACUCCCCUCUGCUUCACUUGAAGAACAAUGAGGGUGACCUCCUGGCUUCAACACUUAUCGCGAGGCAAUGCCAACUUUGCUGAAAGUACGUUGUAUAAGAUCAGAUAAGAAAUUUUCGGUAACAUCAGUUGGUAUGAACUUUCACAAGGAAAGUAAAACCCAGUUGCAAGGGAUGGAGAGAAGGUUAAACCACCCAUGUCUUGUCAAUCAACUGCAAAUCUUGUGUGAAACUGCACAAUGGUUUCUAUUUUUCUGUUUAGAUUUCUGCCUUGGUGCUAUUGAGUGGUCUGGCUUAGCCCAUCAAGUGUCCAGUCUGUUGUCGAACUACCUCAGUUGUGUAUUGGAGGAGGGCCGUAAGGACGGUGUCUCUUCUAGGGACGCUCUGCAGUACGUCAUGGAAUUGUUACACGGAAUUAGCAGGUCAGUUGAUUACUCGGUUAAUUACUCAAUAUCUGAGGUUACAGCAAAUUUCAGUCGAGUAUUGUCAGUGUAAUCCGGUAUUGUGAUGGUUUUUGUUUACUACGUUUGACGGGUGGUCUCAAAACUCGCGCUACUUUCCCUACGAUCACGCACUCCUUUUCCGGAGGGAGCGUCUGAAGGAAAAUAAUUUUAUCGCAGGUUAUGUUCUGCCUCCUUAGCUAAUCAAAUGCAAUACUAUAAAAGAUUGGGCAUGCGCAAUUUCGUGUGAAAGUACCGAAAUGACAAACUCACAUCUUAAAACCUUUUCAACUCUCAGGAGCGAUUCACACGUUACAUCUUCCGAUAUUAAUAUAUUACUCAGCGAACAAGUAGUGUGAAUACACCAAGAUAUCUUCAAAAGGGUGUUCUCUUGAAAUGACAACAGAUUCUCUGAACUAAUUUACAAGGAACUGUAGAGCUGGUUGAGGGGAGAAUCUCCAUUCUCAUCGUGGCACCUAAAGGAUUAAGCUGACUGGAGUAUCACAGAGUGAUUAAGAUUACUCAAUGUUUGUUUUCUUCUGGAAAUUAGGAGCAAACUAGGAGACGGGAUUCUUCGUGAGCCACGCACCAUCUCCACCCUCCUAUCGCUACUACUGGAUCGCGAAGCGCCUCCUAAACUAAUACUUAUUGUGCUCAAACUCUGCUGCUUGGCCUUACCAUUGAUGAGCGCCAAGAGCUGCGAGGAAGUAGAGUUACCCUCCUCAGCCAAGCUAUAUUUUGGAGGGAAACAUGAAAAGAGCCUUGAAGGGAGCUCAGUGGUUAGAGUAGCUAAACUGUUUCUUGCUAAGCUGGGUGACUUUUUGCUGCCUUCACUGAGUCCGGAACGGGAGGAAGAUCAGGAAGAAGAAGUGGAUGAAUAUGACGACAGUGAGAUCGCACACAAAGAUGAAGACAGCAUGUGUGUGUAUGUACAUAAACGAGAUGAUCAACCGGCUCAUGAAAUUGUUCGGAAGGUUCUCAGGUACAGUAUAAAAACAACUUUGAUUUAAGUGUCGAAAGAAAUCUAGGAUUUGAAUGGAAAUGUACUGAUGCAACUGACUGACUUUGGAAGAGUGUUACUAACUAGAUCGCUAGUCUAACAACAUUUGUAUUUUCUCACUCAGUAUGCUCAGUAUGGGCUUUUUCUUUGUUGUUGGACACGGUUCGGAGUUGGAGCGCGCGGUCAAGCUUGACCAAGAGCUGACCGAGUACGGACGAGGUGUUCUUCUCACCGACACUUUGUCAGAGUGUUUAAAGAAGGCGGCUGAAUGGGCUCAGAAAGGACUUGUGGUCAGUAUAGGCCCUGCUGCCUUGGCAGAAGGAGAUGGAGGACAAGGGAUACCUUUAAUGGGAUCCGGAGACCCAGAGAGAGUCUGUAAAGCCAGGAACAGCCGUUUGUCAAGGUUUGUCUGAUUUACUCAGCAGUUCAGGAGUCAUUACUUGCCAACUCUCUCGUUAACAAAUCUUAUCUUAAAGAGAGGCAUGGCGGAAUGCAGUAAGAAGUAAGAAGAAUUUCGAGGUCGUUUUACAGUCAUGAAAAGCGUUUAUUAACUGUUAAGGUAAUUCCAUUGUGUUGCAUUGCGCAUCCUUUCUCGGUCGCACUGGUAGCACUUGCACAUCAACGCCGAAGGGGAAGUCCGUCCUUUUCAAUUUUCCUCCCAUACAUUGUUAAUGUCUUAUCUCCCAAUAUUUAUAUGUAUGCUUUUCCACUACUGGUUGGGUUCUGCAAAAAAAAAAAAUCAUUUUUUUGUAAUUGGCUUCUUUUUACCUCCCAAUGACUUUGUCUUUUUAACUCAGAGUUUUUUUUACAGAACCGAAACCAGCCGUCCAUUCAUCAGUGGUCAAGUAGCUCACACCAUGGCUUCUGAAGUGAUCUCUCUGUUGCACGGGUUCUUAACGCAUUCUACCUCUGAGACCGCUAAGAUAUGGGCCUCUUCUGUGCGAGAUGUGUUGUGCGAGGCGCUUAAUUACGUGCCCGACUUGGUUAGGACCCUGGAAGCGGAAGGAAGGAUUUCAUCAGACGGGGCCCAAACGGCUCUCAAAGAACUGGAUUCUGAAGAUGAUGAGAAGACUGGUCAUGAACAAGAGUGGAUUUUCAAAGCUAGGAGCAUUAUGGCGUCUCUCUGUGCACUGGGUGGUUUUGGCCAAAGUAUCCACCCAGGGUGCACAGUUCUGGUAAAGAAUUAAGCUCGGAGUCGUAACUUUCCCCUCUACCUUUUUCACAUUUCGAUCAAAGUUAAACGUGAGAGGUUUUCGUCUUAUAACGAUAGCACCUGUUUACUGGAUACUGUAUCAAUCUGGGAUUUGAAGGUGAAAGGGUUAUGAUAUUACUAGUUUAUCUCAUUUGAUUGAGACAUCAAUAAAAGAUAACACAAAAUUAGGAGGCCGGAUUAUGCUGUUAUGUGAUUUUAAGCUGUUUGCAGAAGUGUAUUAAAAUUGUCUCUCGCUGGUGCAAAAGAGUUAGAGUCGUGAGGGCCUAGAAGUAAACGCACUGGACUCUAAAAGUCCAUCAGGUUUGAACUUGGGCCUGGGACGUUGUGCUACGUUCCUGAUAAUUCUUACAAUGAUUCUCUCCACGAAGGAGUACAAAUUGGAGAACACCGAACUAUCAUCAGCCUUCCUGGUAGCCCAAGCAAUUUUUAGUACGAAUGACUUUAUUCUAAUUUGACUUCUUGUCGAUGUUUUGAGCAUACAAUUUACUUGCUCUUUCUUUCUUGCAGAUCACCGGAGAAGAUAUGGUACGUACAACUGGCGAAGUUGUCAGUGUGUCCGAGAGACAGGGCGUGGCUACGGUACUUCUGGACAUGGGAGGGGAAAGCUACAGCGAUAGGGUACAGGAGAUACCAUUGGCGAGACUCAAAGUUGCCAACGCUCAGGUAUAUCUCCGUUCUUUACAGACUUUCGAAGCAAUUUAAGUUUCUUGCCUCGAGAGACCUCAAUUCAAAUCGGUUUGAUGGAGUUUUGUAAUUUUUACUGCGCAGCUUUUAUUGAAAGCUAUCAAAAGUUUAACGCUCUUUUUGAUCUGCGUGCUCUUUUUAACUAGAAAGUUCCUCUCCGUUACUAGGUUGUGUAUCUUACCGAGUUGUCCAUGGAACAACAAACUGUCGCUGCUUUGCUUACUAUUUUGAAUUCGAAAGAAAUAAUUUUUGAUCAGCUUUUGGAAGCAGACCAAAGUGAGAAAGUUGUCCCUCCCUCACCCGCAGCAAGAAUUCUGGCGGAAAUGAAAACAAGGUCAGUGAAGUUGUCUUCUUCUUCUUCAUUUCGUGUUUAUGAUGCUUGCAAUUUUGUAGGGCGCAGUCAUUAAGAACUCGUGUGAGUUACUGUUUAUUGUGUGAUCCUUUCACACAAUAUGCAUUCAACUGUAUGAAACAAUUUUCCUGUCUUAACAUGCCUGCCCGUUUUACAUUCCUGACAUAAUGUAACGCGUGUGCCAAAGGUGUCAUUACAAUUUUCUUUUCCGCCAUGGUGUGCUGCGUGCGUCACAACUUUUAAUUUUUUCCCGCCAUGUAAUAGUGAUUAAAGUUCCUAAAGUCGCCAUUAGAUUGGUCACUCGUGCGUAUAAAACCAAUUUCUCACGCUUAUUUGUGAGAUAAUGACCAAUUAUUGAAUGAUGUUACUCUGUCAAAAACUUGACACGUUCUUUCUAGUGUUUCCCUAUUGAUUACUGCCUCUCGAUCUUUCACUCUUCAGAGCAAGUAUGGUGCUAUCUUCCCAAAUGCAUGACUCAUCCUUUAUCACGGCCAUUUUAUCAAACCCGUCAUUCGAGAUCAUCUCUAGAUUAUCAGGAGAGUGCGAUCCAGGCUUAAGACUGCCUGUAAUACAGAAACACUGCCAGCAGCUGCGAAAACUCUUCAAAGACUUCGUCAAACCAGAGCCACCCAAGAAAGCAACCAAGAUCGAAAAAAGGAUAGUGCUCGACGGAAGUCAGGUCUUCCCUCCCGUGCGGGGAUGCGUUUUUACCGAGGGACACACCUGUGUUCACUUCAUGGAUGACCCUACGGCAGGUUCCGGACUUCCGAGGGGGUUGUUUGUUUAUGCAAGUUCUCCGUUACCUCAAAUGGUAUGUAAGGUUAUUUUCAAUUGCGUGUCUACAGUAUCCAGUGUGCUUUUGUAAUGAUUGGUCAUUUGGAUUAGUUUGGUUAUGGUGUUACUUCGUGGUGAUCCUUGACUUCUACGUAGAGGCCAUCUUCUUUUCCGCGCAUUUCCUUAUUAUCACGAGCCUCUCGAGUGAACGAAUUUCAAACGAUGAAAUUCGAGGUGCGCAGUAUAGUUGUUAACCUACUUAGGUACACUAAGUACUCGUGAAGUUAUGUGCACUAUAGAAGAGCAGAGUGGAACAUCAAUGUUCAGUGGAAACGGGAUAUUUUCUCGUUUUCCGUCAGUAGUGUUGUUGAACCGCUUGGCUAACUACAGCUUUAUUUUUUUUAGGCACCAUCCUUUUACUGGGAAAUCGAACUUUGCUCCCUGGGGGACAAGGAAGAACCGGAACCGGGUCCUUGUAUUUCCGUGGGAUUUGCUCCUAAGACAGAUCAGCCUGCUAGUGGCUGGGUAAACCCCGUGGGCUCUUGCCUCCUACACAGGUUUGCUCUAUUUGAGUUACUUUUACGUCUCGUGGGGUACUGUUACCUGUGGGUUUAGCUUCUGUUUUUUUUUUUUUGCUUUGUUUAGUUUUUUUUUUCAGUUAUGGUUUUUCUUUAAUCAAACAUACUUGCAAGAACUUAAUGUCGUCUCGUGGUUUUGAAUAUUAACAGCAAUGGCCGUGCAGUGCUCUACAGAACAGGUGGGCUCCUUCAAUGGAAAACUGUCUCGCUAAAUAUCGUGAUGAAAGAAAAAGACGUCAUUGGGUGCGGAUAUAAAAGAGCUGAAGAUCAGGCCGAUCGGGGAAUGGUGUAUUUCACUUGCAAUGGCGAACGGUUGGCAGAAGGCGUAGACGGGGUGCAGACUGGUCUGUGGCCUGUACUUCACAUUCAGAAGAAGGUAACACACCGUAACCCUUUGACCAUCUUACUCCCAAGAUCUGCUUGUUAAUUCUCCUCUCUAGAAGCCACCAACUUCCUUGUGAAUUAGUUACGAGAAUUUGGUGUUAGAUCAGGAUAAAAACUUCCUCCUGAUAAGUUUGAUUAUUUUCAUUACCUGUUUGUUGGAUAAUGAAUGGAUAUCAUGGGGAGAAAUUGCAAGUCAAUCACUUCUGGGAGUUAAAGGGUUUAAUGAUAAUAUAACGAGGAUACUCAAAUCUAUCAAGUAGAGGUUGUUAUCUUGAUCCGACACCAAAUUCUAGUACCUAAUUUACAAGAUGUGUAGCAGCUAGAGGAGAGACUUAACGAUCAGAUCUUGGGACUUAAAAGGUAUCUAGAACCAGCAUCUAAGUUCUCCUUAUAAUAUCAGCCCUGAGUCACUUGUCAAGGUCACAAGAAUAAGAGAAAUGAUCACUAACUGAGGAAGUUCUUCAUUGUUUAGCAAGUUCUCCCUGUCUGCACCUUGGGAAAUGUAUAGAGAACAGUAUGGAGAAUAUGCAUACUGAUGUUAGCUAAUGUUAGCUACUGAUGUUAGCUAAUUCUCUUUUUGAAAAAAAUGGCCUAUUUUUAUAACAUUUGCAUGGAGCGAAACUUGAAUUUCGGAAUACAUUUCAUUCGUCACCGGUUGAUUUCCGCAGUGAGCAACCAUCCAGGACAAGGAACAAUUGUCGAGGCAUAACUCCAGCUUAAGUGGAAACUCGAGAAUCACAUGGAGUAAUUUUAGGAAAGAAUAAAAGAUUCAUCCUGACAGGUUUUUGUUGUAUUUUUAAUCGAAUCUAUUCCUCUACUGAUUGGUUCCAACCAUUACCCUGGGUCAUACAUAUUGUCUAACUUUACUCUCCAUUCCCAUAGAAUGUACGUGUUCGUGUGAACUUCGGUUCUCGGUCGUUCUUCUACGAAGAGGGUUCUAAACACCGUUUGGCGGCCGACUUGUGGAGUGACUCGUUAGUGGACGUCAGACAGGGAUUCACUGAGCUUCCGUUUGCUCUCGAACCUGACCAGGAUGAGGAGAUAAAAGGACAAAAGCCUCCUACAGUUUGUAAACCCUCGCCACCUGCACCAUUAGAUAUCCCGAAAGACUCAGCUAAAGGUUAGUUAAUGGUUAGUGGAGGUGACAUUUCUCGGUUUUUGUGUAGCGCCCAAGUAUACAUGACAGGCAAGUGCAGUCACCUUCAAAGUUUGCUAAAGCUGUUACACAGCGUGCGCAUAGUUGCAUCGUUAAACAAUGCUACACUGUCAGUAGUCAAACGUCUAUUACUUGAACUGGUUUAGUCUCAGCCAGAAUUAACACCGUGAUAUUGAUGUAGACUAUGACUACGACGAUGACAAUGACGAGACGUUAACAAUGACGACGACGAUGACGACGGAAGUAACGGUGAUGAUAAUGAUGAUGAUGAUGAUGAUGAUGAUGACAACCGUGACGACAUCAAUAUUAUGACGAAAGUGACCAUAACAAAAACCGUUACGUGUUAAAGGUGACGAUGACGAUAUCAAAUUUGGUUAAGAUGAUAAUAACAACUUAAACUGAAUAAAGACAAUACAGAUAAUUAAUGGUUACCUAACGACAUCCUUUCAUCAAGCUUAUUCAAACAUGUAAAACUAAAAUAAACGUGUUUGCGUGAAGUCCCAGUUCCGUUACUUCAAUCGAAUCCUGUUAGUACGUUUCAAUGAAUAUCUUAACAUUCAAAAUAGUAAUUCAGGAAAACUUCAAAGAUUGAUUCAAAUUGUUCCUCUUAACAAUCUCAGAAUACGACCCACUUGCCUGCCUUCAGUACAAACUGACAAGUAGUUACAACAGAAUGACGGAUGUAGGACCAGUAACACCUCUCCGCGCGAGUGAAGAGAGCAACAGCCAGUGGGGAGAAGCCCCACCAGUAGAUCCCUCUCGCUUGUUGGUGAAAGCGUGGGAGGACAAGGUUUUCCCCAUCAUCAGAAGACGAUUUCGUUCAAACGCUGACCGCCAAUCGGGGCUUGAGCAAAUUAAGGGAGCUCUACUUGCAGGUAUCAUGGUGUAUGAUAGUUCGCACACUUUUGCAGACCUGUUUUGCAUCUCGUUAUAUUAACGUGAAUAAGUUAAUUUUGUUGAACUGUUGUUAAUGAUCAUUUUGAGGACACUGCAGCUCCACCUGACCGAUUGCUUCGCCUACUUCUGCCCAAUGCAAUCUUUUUUCAAGUCUACGUGCCACUUGCGUAUUCAAUAAUUCUGGUUUCUUUUUCCUAGGAAUGACGGAGAUCGCCAUAGCAACAGUAGCUGAUUUGUACGAAGAUAAUGGCGGUAUCCCUUCAAUCCUUCAAUUUCCCACGCUUGAUGACGUCAAGGCCGACGUUAACAAGGUGAGCGCCGGGGGACUGAAGCCAGGUCAGGCUGUAAUCAUUAAUAGCCCUACUCUGAACCAGGCCGCCUGUGUACCUGGCUUUGCUGUCCCAGAUAUGAAGAAGACAUUCGGACUUACAGGGGUGGUGAAGAGUGUUGACAAGGUAAGUAUCUGUAACAUGCAUUUAGCUUUAUUCCACAAUUAAGCUUAGAUUUAACAUCUUUCACCAAACACCACGCUUUCAGCGCUGUUGACUCUAACAAUAUGCAGCACAAAAGGCAUACAAGAAAAUAGCUUGCAUUUGUACUUGUCUUUAGGGCCUAAGACUUUGUGGUUACGUAAUAAAUGCGGUGGAAGUUUAAAUCCUUAUUACUUAACUUAUUUUUCUUGAAGCAUUUUUUCAAACAGCAGCCCAUAGAAAGCGAGUGGCUUGAAAAGAUCGACAUAUAAAGCCUUUUUGUUCCAAGCCAAGUCAGCCAAUCCUCUCCUUGCAUCUUCGGGGACCCAUUUUCUCAUAUUUUCUUCCAACAAAAUUUCUGGAUCAGGCUUGGCUGACUCUUGUGUUCCGUUUUCCUUUCCGUAUUUCUCCUUUAUGGCUUUGGAUCACCUUCUCUUCUCUUCAUUUUCAUUUUGACUAUUAAACGUCACUAGAGAGUAGUAGCUGUUGGGGUUAUAGCACUGACUCGUUCACCCUAUUUUGACUCUGAGCUGGAAACGUCGUGUGUGUAAAAAGAUUAGAAAGAAGGUACAAUAUUGGUAACGAAUAAAGAAAGUUGUUUUAAACGUCGUAAUGGCUCAUUUUCUUUAUGCAGCCUCAAGGAUUAGCAGAAGUAGAGACAUACAACAGAGAAGAAGGAAUACUUAUGAGAUUCUGGUAUCCUAUCUGUACUCUUGAGCGGCCGACCGCUGGUCUGGCACGUUCGUCGUCGCUGGCAUUGUGCAGCGAAGACCGCACUCGCGCCGAUCUUUAUUGUGAGCUGCUCCGAAAUGAGGCUUGUGUGACCCGGAUGUACUGUAGAGAGGCGAAUGCCAGGUUGCUUGCAAAGCUGGCAGAGAGUCAUAACCAAAUCUCAGGUAAAACUGUGGUGGAGUUGGGUAGGGUGGAUACCAUUCGUUUGCCCUCAGGGAUCCAAUUUUUUUCAACUCAGUUCCAUUGAUGAAAACAGUAAGUUCUGUUGUCUGUGUCGGUGGAAAUCUUAAGCAUGUCUGCGUUUUCUUUCGAUAUCUUGUUUAUUUGACACAUGCACCUCGUUUACUUCAUAUUUUUUUGCCCAAGUUGUAAAUAGGCCAACUUACAGCUAUUUUGAUAUUAAGUUAAACUAUAUGUAAAAUACUUUACCAGCUUUGCCUGCGUAAGGAAGCUUGUUUCUAACUGAUCUUUAUCUUUGCACGUAUGCUACUUCCUCCAUUCAUGUUCAUCACUCCGAAUUUAAAUCAAUUCACUCUCUGUCUUGGACAAAGCGGCCUCAUAGUUUACUAUUAUCGUGGGACACCCCCUACUGGAACUUACCCCUUUUGAUGUAGUCUUUGUAUCACAAGGCCCAUCCUUCUUGGUAUGAAGAUUAUUGACCUCCAUGUUGUCAAUUUCUAGAUGUUUUAUCGCUUCUCCAAGCUCUUACUGCCCAAUUAUUGGCUGUGCCUCAGUCCGAUGGCUCUAUUAUCAUGACGUCACCUCACUCAGCCCCAGGCCCCCGUCACUGCCUCACGGCCAACACCUUGCAACCAAGCACUAUCUUCUUCAGUGAACCUGCGAAGUUAAUUUCCGAGGUUCGUAAGUUGCUGUCUUUGGCAGCCGAUCAGGACGAAGAAGAGGUCCUUAGGAUGGUAAGUACUGUUUGUGAGGUGCUGAAAGUUCCCCCCUUGGGCGGCCACCACCGGGAAAUGUCGGUCACGGCUGGAAAAGCGGACGAAGAGGUGUACUUCCCAGGCGCAGCGGUGACAGUGGUUUCUUGCAGAGAAGAUCCCGGAUGUUUAAAUGCAGGGUGUGUAUGUGCUUAUGGUUUCACGAGAUAAUACAAAAGCUGGUCUGGGUUAUCCUCAACACUAUCUAAUUAUUGCCAAUCAACAGCAUGUGCAAGCGACAAAGCCUAGCGUGAUUAAUCGUAAUCAAGUUCUAUCGUUUCGUUACCCUAUUUCUUAAGAGUGCGGCGCAGAAAGUUGGAACACAAGCGUUUGGGGCAAGAAUAGAAUAGAAUAGAAGGGGCGUACAUCCUAACUGACCCCGUACACACUGACAGAUUUUGCACUCAAUAGCUCCUUACAGAAAGAUAUGAUGCGAGGCUAUUUUCUGUCGCUGGAUUUAACUAUGUAUUGACCAAUUUAUUUAUUUGUUUCAGGUGCUUGUCAAACCCCAAAUCACCAUGUGUGUCAAUUUCAUGUUAUCAUGGAAACCAGAAAGUCAAUAAAAAUGGCCAAGUAGCUCGGUACAAAGUUGUUCAGUAUCCCAACACAGCCGAACCAAACAGCUCAGCAUCAGCGGGAGCCGACCUGUUUCCAGAUGUGAUUCUUCCAUGCAAUCGUCUUGACGUUCGCUUCUUCAGCUCCGCUACGGAAGGACUCAUGCUCCAUUUAAACGCCUUUCCUGCGGAGUUCUUUAUGUCACUUGUCUUCAUUGAAGUCUUUAUUUCAUUUUACCUGGAAAAUUCCUUGGAGGGUUUCAGAAAUUCGAAGAACACAAGUACUAGUGGCGUCGAAGAUGUAAGCAGCCGGAGAAGUUUGAAUCAGAGGACUAUUGUCUACAACUUGAUUGACAUUCUCAGUUCGUUUCUUAUGAAGUCGGAUUUGCCCGCUGUUGUCAAGGAGAUUAUUUAUCACCUACUGGCACAGCUUAUCAGAGCUAGUCAUCUGGUGGAGUCACAGGGAAACCAAUCUCACAGUGCCGAUCAUUGCAGCACGUUGGACUUGGCCCUGUCGCGAUUGAGUCCCUUGCGAGUUGAGCUGCAGAAAUUGCUAGAAAAAGAACUCUCGGCUACGAACACAGCAGCGCUGGAUUUCAUUCUCAACUGUAACUUUGAACACAGUGAGUUCUCGUCUUACUUGCAGGCUCUUCUAGGGUUGGUUUCAGCAACCAAUGAAGUAUCAUCAAGCCAAGGAAAAUCGGGCAGAGGUAUGUCCAUGAAGGAAGUCCGCGAGGCCUUACAAGUGAGUACAGCUUUCCUAGUAACUACCUCUCCUCGUACUCUGUAUCCUAACGUAAGCAAAAGGACAGAGAAGAGUGGGUAGUCUGAAAUUUUACCCGACUCCGGGUAGUAUUAGAUAGGUUUGACUUAAGAGUGGACAUGAGCUGCGAGAAACUCCUUUGUUUGGUACCAAAGAGAGGGAUUAAAAGAAACUCAAAAUUGUUUAGUAAGCGAGAAAAGCGUCGCUUACUCAAAUGGGUCCUAAACACCCGACUAAAGAAAGGCAAAGCGUAAGGAUUUCGACUCUGUGGCUGUUGAACUGACGUGUCAAGCAAUCAGCUUACAUUCAACCGGAAGUCGAUUGUACCAAACACGAAUGUCUACUGCAACCGAUUUGGCUAAAAGCGCGUUAUAAAAAUAUCUAUUCCAUCCUCUUGAUGCAAAAAUCCAUGUUUGGUGAGGGAGGCUUUUUAUUUUCAUGUUCUAUUUGCUUUUUGUAACGAAGUAAACGAUGAUCUAAGAAAACUUGGAAGACUAGGAGAAGAAAUGGGGGUAACACUAACCUACCUUUUUCGUUUUUGUUUAGGCUGCGGUCUCUUUGGAUGAGACUGACAAUGUAGUGCGGUCUGCUCCACCAGAAAGUGUUGACAACAUGUUUAAUUUUGAAGCGGAAGCUGUUUAUCCUCCUUCGGCCACGGAGACUGCGGCGUCGUCCGUUCCUCCUUCCCCAAAGGUGAAGGCAAGCGAAAGGCGCGGUAGUGUUCGUCGGCGUAAAAGAGGUUUCGGACAUGGUGUCACGUCUCCCACAGAGAGCAUGCCUUGGUUUGAUAAGGUCGUCGGCACCACAAUGCUGCUGAGAAAUCUCAUUCAUAAAGAUUCAAGGGGAUCGUCCCAACUCUCUGAUAGUUUGGCUGCGGUCAUUGCUUCAAAAAGUACAGCGCUGCAACGACUUCUUAUCAUCACCAACAUUUCUACCUCCUUGAGUAAGAGAGAAGCUCUGGAGGCCAUUAAGAAAGCUUGCAGACCAAGUGGAGGCAUCUACGAGAGCGUACUUUACAUUCCAGUGGUCGAGUCGCGCAGUAAAACAGAGGAGCCAGGCAAGAAGAAGGAAAGUGAAGAGGUGGAUUCCAGGCUAAAGUCAGUGACGGAACUUCUACCCAGUGCCCAGAGAGAAAAGCCCGACAAGAUACUAGGUUACGCUGUGGUGGAGUUGAAGAGUUCAAGUCAACUUGAGCUAGUGUAUCAAACCUUAAUGUCUAGUAAGACGUUAAAGGAUCCGUCAUCGACAGACUCCACCGUUGGUGUGGCUAAGGUCAACUCUGAACUACUUAUGGAAGGAACUAACGAGCUCGCCGCUUUUUCGGUUUUUGAUGAGUUUUUAAACGCUAGGUUGUAUACCGAUGCUACAGCCAAAUCGCUCUCUGAAUCGGCGAAAACAGCUCUGGCAGAAAUUUUCUCGAGCUGUGCUCUCGUUUCUAGAGAUGAUUCGUCAAAUGCCGCAGAGGCUAGAUCCACGAGUGUGGACAGUGUAACUGACACAGCUCUGCAAACUGCUGCUGUGGAACUACAGAAAGCUGAUACCGUUAGUGAAGGCAGCACAAACAAGACAGAGGAUACUGAAUCUCAAGGUCUAGUCGAGACAGAAUCAAGGUCACAGGAAAUUCCGCGCCGAGAUACAGAUUCACUCAGUAGUAAUGGUGUGCAGAGCGAGACGCAGUCUAACCAGAGCAACUUUGCCUCCAUAACAAAAGUACUGCUGACAAACGAUCAAAUUUGUAGGGUUACACCCGGAAACUUGCUGUUAUCAUUUUUCAACGCCGUGCGUCACGCUAAAGAAUCAACCACACAACUUGUGACCCAGAUCCUAAGGAAUUACGGAAGCCCUGUUGAAGGAACCGAUGAAAGAGUGCUUGGACUUGAUGGCUUUCAUAACUGGGCGCUGUCUCGUGGUAGUCAAGAUGUUCGAUCGAUAUGGAAAGGGCUUAUUGCCUGUGGUUAUGAUCUGCAGUUCAAAAGGUAAAGUCUGAUUGACUGUUCUUGCUUUUCGCUGUUAUGGCAUGAGUGGAACACCCUUAGCUGAUUGCUUAGUAAUUCUCCCUACCUGUUUUGCUAACUGAAAUGUUAAUGUCAUAAGGAGAACUGACUAUUUAAUCACGUAUGGGAAGUCAGAAGCAAACGACUGACUCUCGACCUUGGACUUACGACCCCAGUGCUUAAGUUUGGAUUUAUGUUACUGUACCAUAGUAACAAAUUCAAUUGUCUCUAGAGGUAGCAGGCACGUAAAGGCCAUUUGCCAAACCAGCACAAAUGAUACUGCAACAAAUUCUAUAGGACCAGAGAUAGUAAGGACUGAAUCUACUGCCUUUUUCAGAACAUUCUGUACUUUCACGCAGUAAUUUGAAAUAGAACGAAAAUGUUUAAGUUGUUUGAAGGAUCUUUUCAAAAGCAUUACAGAAACCUCAUACCAUUUGUGUAACACAGAGGGCUUGUGCUGUGGUCUAUUGCUUCAUUUACAGUGUUAGAUAGCAGUGCUAUCGAUUUGAAUGAUUCUGUGGAGUUAUUACAUGAUCUAAAUGCUACCACUAUGUUUAUUGUUAGGUGCACUUACUUUCUUCCGUCUGAGAUGGAAUCAGAUCAUGCUAACUGGCCUUUGGCUCGUGACCACGCCCUUGUCCUGUAUGUGGAUACCCUGUGUCGUGCGUGGUCUACCACUCCGUCCCGUCUUAUGCCGGAUGAACUCCUUCUCUCUGAGGUGGGCCUGGCAAGCGAAGAUUUUCGUCAGUUACAGGGUGUGGUGUUUUUUUGUUUUUUGUUUAUUUCUUACCGAUUUUUGUUAUCUCUGCGUUAUCUUCCUCUAUUAAAAAUGUUAUAAUCCUUGUCAAAAGUUGGUUAACGCGCGACAAAUGCAGCCAGGUUUAUAGUGUUUUCCAGAAAAACCAGGGGCAAUUUUAUUACAAUGUGAUCAUAGAAAAAGAGCAGAAACACAUGUCAGCUUGAGGGUGUUAUCUUAAUUCUCUUGACCUAUUUGCAAGGAAAAGCUUAGUGAUCGGAAGUGAGAAAUGCGAAUCGAGUAUUAGCAGUUGAAGAAUUGACGUGCCAUGUUCCACUGUGUCUUAGGUGUGUCUUUAAGAAGCCUGAGAAGUCGUUUUGCGUUCCUCAAGUCAUUAAACGCAGACGUAGAACGCCUGCUGUUACCUGUGACCGACUUUAGAGCCGCUGAGACGUUCAACCUUAGCACCGCUGCCCUUCUGAGAGAUGCCCGCGGGCUCCUUUUUUAUCACACCAAGGUAGCAUUGUUGAAUCACGUGCUUAACCACACUGCCCAUCGCGAAGCCGAUGAUCCGCCGCCCGAAGUCUCUAUAGAUCCACUACAGUCCUUAGAAGGUUUGUUCCUUUGCCAUAGCAUUAGGAUGUUAUUUGAGUUGCACUAGAACUAUCAAGAAGGCUCCUUUGAUAAUUUUUGUGUAGACUAGCUUUCUUUCUUAACAUUGUACAAUGUUUCCUUGACAAGUGAACUUGCCAAGUGUACAUCUCAACUUUUAGUUCAACUGCCCCUUUUUAACACUUGAUAGUGACGCGUUGCAUAUAACACUGGUUUUUGGCGCAGUUUGUAAGUUUUACAGGCGCAAAACGUGAAAAAAAAAAAAGAAUAAAUGUGGGGUUAUCUACUUCCUGUUUCAUGCCGCAAAUUUUCAAGCCAGGUGGAGCAUGCUGAAUGAUAGUUGUCCGUCCCCCCCCCUCUCUCCCUCUCUCUGCGAUUCUGCAGGGUUCCUGAUGGCACUGAGCGUUGAUAUCAGUCAAACAGUUUUUCAAGAAUUCUCAUGAAUAACUUAUGAUGCAAUGCGGCCACCUCCAACACUUUUUCUAAUGAUAUACAGAGUCUAUUUGACUCAUAUAUUGUUAAUUUUACUCUGCUUUUCGCUUCAGUGGAUAAGGUGUCUUCAGCUGGGCCGCAGUUCUGUCUGGCCGCUCAUAACAUUACUGCAGUUCCUUCCAGUGGACUCAGAGUCAAGGUCGCCACGGGUGGAGACCCAGUCUUCCCUCUGAAAGUUGUACUCCAGGGAGAGCAGGUCCUGGGGUCAGGUAAUGCUAAUGAAACAUUUCUCAGCGCGCUGUGACUUAUUUUUUCAUAUAUCUUGUUCAUUAGCCAGGGUUUAGAUAUGCUCAAUUUCCCAUGUGAAAACUACAGAUGCUUACUUGAGUGGUGAUUGCCACUCUGACUGACCUUCUGAUCGCAUGCCACUGGGUUUUUCUUUCUUGUGUCUUUUUCUAGGUGGUUCCUUCCGUCACUUUAUGUGGCUGAUGGCGCGUGAACUCCAGGGUAACCAUGUGGGGCUUUUAGUGCCAUGCCCCAGCUCUGCUGCCAACAAGAACAAGGUGCGUCCUCUGAAGUAUUGACAAAAAUUACUAAAAUCAGCACACGAGGGACUCCACUAAGAGGACUUGAGGAAGGAACCAGUUAGCUAGAAAAUUCAAGGCUUUACCGUGCGUUACACUUCCUUCCGUUAAAUCCCUUUCUUCUUGCUUCAGUCAUAUGACACAGUAACUAAGUAUAUAAAGGUUGUAAAAUUGAAAUUUAUGUUUUUCCUUUGUGCUUAUCAUAGGGAAAGUUUAUUUUGAAGCCGGGUCCUAUGACAUAUGCGGAGGAGGAAUUGCUCAUCUUCUUCGGACAGGUGAAGUUCAACUGUACAUAAUACAUUUUUAAAUUGUGCAUUCAGUUAAGAGAACCUCACUUCUUUAACAAAACCGGCAUUUUAUCUUGAACAUGGUAGUCCAAAGCACUUGUUGCGAGGAAAAUUGGUAAUAUCGCAGUUUGUUCUGUUUUACGUUUAUAUCCAAUUUUCAUGACUGUGUUUCCACACCUUAAAGCGCUCCAGAGCUUCUCCUGAAAGUUUGCUAAUUUAAUUUUUAGCCUAUCUCUUUGCUGUGCUAUAAGUGCCCUUGUACCAGUAAAUGAUAUAAAUUUGUGUAAUAGUAAUAUAACACUCGCCAGCCAAUUGGUUUAUCUACCCUCAUCUGGAUAACGUCUUGAUACUAUUAGAAGGAGUUACGUGAAAUUCACUUUUUCCACACAGCUGCUGGGAAUUGCACUGAGAGCUGAUAUUCCACUCGCUCUGGAUCUGUUGCCUUGCUUCUGGAAAAGCUUGUUGAACCUCCCGUUGGACCCGCAGGACGACCUCAGAGAAACUGAUAUUCUCACUUACAACUACUUGCGACGAUUUUCGGAGGUAACGUUAACUUUUUGGGUGGGUUGUUAUUCAAACAUCCGUUUUCCCGAGUUAGUAUUUAGCCGGUAGAGGGCUCACCCUCUUUACUUAGGGCAGUAGGAAGAGUUCUCCUGUUGUAGGUCUUAGGCUAGUGUCUUUCGGGCACCCAACGAUUUAUUGUUUAUCCCUGACGAAGACUGAGGUUGCAUGCCGCAUUGACGCACUGGUUCUUCCUUGUCCGCCCCGCCCUAACAGGUUGUCUAUCGUGAGUUGUUAUUGUCGUUGUAGUUGUCGCUGUUUGUAGAAAAUUUCUCUUGAACUCUAGCGAUGCAUAACUUGUGCAAGACGCCUACGGCAAAUGUCUGCUUCUGGUUGUUUCUACUCUUGAUUUAAAAUCCAUUUUCAUGUACUGAUAUACGUUUUUUUUAUUGGAGUAAAGGACAUUUUAACAAAAUCAGACUUAGUUUUGCGCUAUUUGAAUGGAAGUGCUUGAUAAUACCCUUUCCAUGUUACAUUCUUUCUAAUAAAAAAUUUUCAGCUGUUAAAAACUGUUUAGCGUCAAAAUCAAUGUAUUUAAAAGGAUACAGGCGACCUCGGAUGGUAUGUGUGACUUAUAUUUAUUGUGUUUAAGGUGGAAAGCGCGGAGGAAUUUCAAACGUUGUGUGUUGAAGCUGAUCUGUGCCCAUACCGAUUUGUUUACACCUCCCUUGACGGCGAAGAAGUAGAACUGUGUGAAAAUGGAGCUGAUGUAGCCGUUACGUAAGUAAAAGAUGCACUGUGGGGAUAUGCAUUCUGUGUAACCAAACAAAGUUCAGUGUAGACUGAAUACUUCAGUGAAUCAAUCGAUAAGAUAUUUCUUUGCCAUGAUAAAUGUUGGAGAACUAUAUCUUAAUUUUAAAACAUAACCGAGCAAGACAAAAGUUAAGAAUCUGUCACGUAUUUCUUACAAGAAGUGGACAUUAGAUAACGAAUAAUGGAUGAGUUUUUAAUAGAUUGAGCUAAAAAAAUGGUUUUUGUAGACUAUGAAGUUUAAUUACACAAUAAUUUUCUUUUUGUGGAUAAGAUAACCUUAAAAUCUGCACCCUCUCUUAUUCGCUGGCGUUGGCAAAAAAUUUUUCUUUCUCUCCUGUAGAUGGGAGAAUCACAAAUCAUACGUACAAGCAAUUAGGGAUUUACGACUGAAGGAGCUGCGAUGUGAGUCCCGUAUGGCGGCUGUUCGGUGUGGUUUGUCUUCAGUAGUCCCUCUGCAUGUACUUACAGUCAUGACUCCACUGGACAUGGAGAUUCGAACGUGUGGGCAACCCUCUCUUGACCUAGGAUUUCUCAAGGUUUGUCACUCUAUUUCAUCAUUUUGUAUGAUUAAUAAUCGCACUAAUACUUGAGUACAGUAACGAAGUGGAAUUCGAGGGUUUCGCUUGUGAUUUUCUUGUCUUUCACGAGCCUUUUUUUUUUGUGAGUAUUACGAUGUUUCUUGGCGCCUCAUGGGUCUAUAAACUUACUAACCUUUAUUAGAGAAAUUGGAAUUGUGCCUUUUGAUUGCCAGUCGUAAACCGAGGCAAAAUUAUCAACACAGCCUAUCAGAAAAAAGGUUAACAUUAUAAGGAACCACUCAGAACUUGAUUGAUGAAAAAAUGCAUGCAAUAGAUUAAGGCGCCGCCUACGUGGUUUUAAGGAACGAGAUCGUGAACUACCAAAUUUGUCUUUUUUCCCUUUUCUUUUUUGUUAGGCGCACACUUGCUAUGUAGCAGGAGUAAAAGAUACUGAUGUGCACAUUGAAUACUUUUGGAACACAAUGGAAAGUUUUUCUCAGGUUUGUGAUUCAACCCUCAAACUUUCAAGCUCUGAUUAGUAAAUCUCUGUUAGCUGCUUCACGUUUACUUGAAAGUUAGAGCCUGAGAAUUGGUAUUUACAUCAUCAUUUCUCCUUUGACCACGAGAUUACAUGUCAAAAUUGUGAAGAGAGGUUACUUGUUGAUGAAAUUUGGGAAUUAUAACACGAAAUAUGCUAUUAGUGCGUAUACUUUUUUAACGUGCAAGGGCGAAUAUCUUUUGACUGUGUUAUGUCUGCUUCGUGGUAAGCCCUGAGAAGGAGAAGUAGAGAGACGCUUGGAAGAAAUGAUUCUGGUCUUUUUGUGAGAAAAAUGUUUCAAAUGAAAGAAGCCAAACUCAAGUCCCUCUUUUUCCAACCUCGUUUAGCCAAGAAACAAAAAAGUCAAACAACUAUAAAAGCAGAACAGAAGGACAACCAUGAGAUGACAUUAAGAGUGUUGUCGCAAAGACAGCGGUCAUCUCAGAGCAGUUCAUAUAACUUUGUUCCCUUCCUCGCUUUCAGGAUCAGCUGCGAAAAUUUGUGAAGUUUGCAUGUAAUCAGGAAAGAUUACCAAGCCGAUGCACUUGUCAGGAUGGCAAUCCUAACACAGCUGAUGUACAUGUCCCACCAUACCCCAUGAAAAUUGGUCCCCCAGACGGGAGAGGUGAGGUGCAACUUUUGUAAAAGAUUUUGUCCUUGUGAUUGGAUAACAAAAUUAUUUUAUGGUGACUCGCGGAAUUUCCACCUUUUUUUUUUUCAUUGUCGAUAUUAAUUUAUUGUUAAGGAAUAACUGCCCCCGCAGGGUUUUGGCCCAGAGGCCAGCAUACAGUUAAUUGUAGUAGCAUAUAGUAACUUUUCUGACUACCAUCAGCUCUGAAAGAGAGGUGUGGAAUAUCAAACGGCAAUUUUAUCUGAGAUAAGGGAGGCAAUUAUAUAUAUUCCAAGUUAUAGAGCUUUUGAAGAGGACCUGGGCUGGUGAAAGACGUAUUGAUCCGAGUAUAUGAUCCGAGCUGAACUUGUUGUGGGGUGGGGAGAGGGGACUUUUCGAAGUAGGGGUACCUUACAGGGGAACAACUGUUAUAAUCGUAAGGUCUUUGUUUUUAAGUUUGUGCGACCAAGGCUACGGUUGGAGCGAGAUUUCUUCGUACAUCAAGCGUAGGGUAUAGCUAUUUUUUUGCUUUUUUGUUUUGGUGACAAAAACAAAAAAUUCCGGGUUAUAUCACAUUUCAGGUCCUUCAGACGCGCGGUACAUACGGGUUGAAACUUGUAUGUUUAUGGUGAAACUGCCGCAGUACUCGACCCAGGAAAUUAUGACUGAGAAGUUGUUAUAUGCUAUCAACUGUCGUGAAGACCCUCUGACGGAUAUCACCUAAUACUGUUUAAAGGCAAGUCUGAAACCAGGGAAAAAAAUCUCGUCAUCAACUCAUAGGAAGAAUUCAAUUACAAGUGAACCGGAAGCUACGUAUUCGGUUGUUUUUGCGCUAAGAACCACGAAAGACAUUUGAAAGAAAAGACAAUGACUACAUUCUGUUUCUUUUGUGGAUUAACUGCACCUUCUUGCCUUGGAUAUUAUGCCAUAAAGACAUGCCCAUGCAUCAGUUUGGAAAGAAUUUUCUACGAUUUGACUUACAGGUUGCAAAUAUUUUUUAAUUCAAGUUGUUUCCACGAUGAAUUGAAACGAAUUUGAAGCUCUCUUGGAUCAGAUAUUUAUGCUUGGCUUUUGAGCAAUCGAGAUUGUUAAUGUUUUUAACGUAACGAAAUUAAUCGUAACAAGCAUCUGUUUGCAUCUGCCUUUUACGGAUCUUUUACCCCAGGACAGUUGAUAUAUUAAGACUUAGUCCAUUCCCUGUAUAAUGAUUCCAUUAUGCAUGUGGGAAGAAGUAAAGAAUUAACUUUAAAACAAGUCUUUUCAAGGAAAAUAAUAAAAGACUGCGAAGAGUAAGGAGUAUUUUAAGAUCACAAGAUCACUGAGUUAAGGAGUUAAAAGAAUCAAGUGAACAUUGUUUUGAAUUGAUAAUUUCUAGAAGAAAAACAAAAUGGAU
Messenger RNA from Pocillopora meandrina, 34608 nucleotides. The record is from the annotation of a GenBank genome assembly. NCBI's taxonomy places the organism in Eukaryota, Metazoa, Cnidaria, Anthozoa, Scleractinia, Pocilloporidae.